Lingula anatina is the source of this 2084-nucleotide messenger RNA. RefSeq lists its product as uncharacterized. The record is from RefSeq and is a predicted model, not a curated record. NCBI's taxonomy places the organism in Eukaryota, Metazoa, Brachiopoda, Lingulata, Lingulida, Lingulidae.
AGCAUUUUUAAAAUUAAAGAGAUUGUUACGUUCUGAUUUUUUAGUAAGAAAGAGAGAAAGUGCAUCAAUUAGAUAGUUGAGACCAGGAAUAGGGUAAAUUUUCUUUAUUUCUGUAAAUGGUGAGUUGUAGGAGACAUGAGUAUAACCGUCGCAGUCUAUAAGAAAAUAUUAUGAAAUUGAUUUUAAUAAUUAAUUUGUAAGCAACCAUUCAUGAUCUUCACCACUGUCAAUCACUUGGUUGUUUUUCAGGGCUUCUCCUCCUUGGCCUCUUGGCUCUGUUGUUAUUACUCUGCUUGUUAUGCCUGCUGUGUGCAUGGUGUUGUAGAAAGAGAAGAAGGCGACAGAGAGAGAAAAAAGCAGCAAUGGAGUACAUAAAACACAACUCUCUGGCAAGAGAAAGUGCUUACAGUUUGAACGGUGGCUAUGGGGACAGCCGUCGUAUCUCAGAGGAAAUCCACCUAAAGGACAUGCCUCGCGUGUUAGACUUGAAUGGACAAGAAGUCCACAGCAUCCACAGCAGCCUUAUAGAUGCCAGCUCAGACAGUGGCUAUCAUAAUGGAGUGAGAGAAAGCCGGAGGAUGUCUGAGGUCAGCCAGCUCAGUGCUGGAGGAGGCGGCAGUACUGGGUUUACUAAUGGCGGCUUCACUGCCAUCAGCGGCUAUCCCCAUGGGCGUAGAAUGUCUGAUGCGGGACAUUUAGAGGGCAGGCGCUACUCCCACCUUCAAGUGCCCACUCAUCUGUAUGGAGCAAGAAGCCAUGAGGAUCUGCUGGGGCAUAUUGAAACCUCCUCAAUGUCUGGGCACGCACAGAGGGCUUCAGGUGCGCGUCGUCAAUCUGCUCUCAACGCUGCCCGCAGGAUGUCCACCUUGGAGAUGAAGCGUAAACAUGAGCUGAUGGGAGACGAGAAUGCCAGAAGUGGAAGUAUGAGCCUCGACAGACGCAUUUCAUUGGUCAGCACUAACUCUGCAGCGCCCUUGUUGUCAGCCAUCAACCACACAGCCAGAGCGUUUGGCGAAAUUACCGUGAUGCCAAUUGGGGACCAGCAUGCCCAUUCCCCCCAUGCUGAGGUGGUCCUGGAGGAAAGCGUAGCAUACAAUUCUUCCAGUCAGGGCUUGAUGCUGGACGCUGCAGAGAGCCAGUACAGUGCUGAGAGCUACGAGGCCCAGCAGCAGGGUUACGACAACCACCAUGCCUAUCUGGUCGGCCAGGGCGACCCGUACGGAAGUCAGCACUUCUCUGGUGCAGACAGUUAUGGAAUGUAUGGAAGUUAUAAACAAUCUUAAGUCAGUUAGUUGGCAGAUGUACAUUUUUUACAUAUUAAGAACUCUAAAAUCUCAUCUCAUAAGCUGCUUUUUGUUAUGUAAUCUUAUUAUGGAUACAUAUUUAAUUAAUAUUAUUUUAUUCCCUUUGAGUAGUUAAAAUUUCUGUGUAUUUAGAACAAAUUUUGAUGCAUAAUUGUUAUGGUGUUUUUUGUCUUCUUGGAAGCAUAUAAAAAUGGACUGAUGUUUAGAAUUUCACCAUCACAACACAAUAUUUAUUUAAUUGAUUGGAAAAAAAAAUUAUUCCCAAUUCCAAAAUUAGUUAUAGAUGUAGCAUUGGUUGAAGUUUGGGUGAAAAUUAGGUUAUUGAUCUUCUCCAUUUCAUAAUAUUCUCCCUUCUCCCUUCUCAUUUGUUUUUUAUUUAUUCAUAUCCAGAAAAAAAAGCAAUCACACUAAUGUAUCUUUAGCUAGGUUGGUAAAAAAAUCAAAAAAUCAAUAUUAGUAAUAGUCUAUGGCAUAGCCCUAUUUCUAGAAAAUAGACCAUCAUUCUUAGUAAAUUGCAGCAAUAUGAAAUAAUUGACUUAUUAUUAGCCUUCAACCAAGUGAUUUUAUCACUGCCAAAAAUAUGCUUUAGCAUCAAGAUUGGGACUCGGUUAGCUAUGUAUAUGAUGGAAUAUUAUAAUUGUAAGCCUAAAUUUUAUAGCAGAAGUAAUAAGGAAUCAUUACCAUGAUAUUUAUCAUUUGAUCAGUCUUUGUAUUUCCAUUUUUGUGAAAGAAACUAAUCACUUUAGUGAAAAUUAAAAGUAUUUAUAUAUUACUAUAUGA